This is a messenger RNA of Striga asiatica, 564 nucleotides long. Lineage: Eukaryota; Viridiplantae; Streptophyta; Magnoliopsida; Lamiales; Orobanchaceae. The record is from the annotation of a GenBank genome assembly.
AUGGCGUACGGAGCUGCUUACCCUAAGACUGAAACUCCAUCUUACAUCGAAGUAAGUUCGGCUGGAUCGACAGCGGUUGGGGAGAGGGAAAAGCUAUCAGACAUCAAUCCAAUGAACAGACAAAGCAACCAAGGACUGAUCCUCCGGAAGCCCUCUUUCCUUGGGCUGGCGGCAUCUCUUUUGGGCUGCUUUUCUGCCUUCUUGUCUUUGCCUGAGAUUCAUGAACUCUGGGUUCGCUUUCCCAUUCUCUCUUGGCUUGAUGAUUCUUAUAGUAUUGCUUCAGAGGAGAGACUUUCCAACCGGAAGGAUCACUACAACUUUACUCAGGUCGGCAGCUUCUCCAUCGGGGCCAAAGCAAGGCCCCGUUAUGUCUUUGAGUGCCGGGAGAUUGGGAAGAAUGAGAAACGAAAGUCUCGAAACUACAAUUAUUGGAACCAAAGCGCCCACCUAGAAACUAUACCAACUGCCUCCUACACUACGAAAUGCCACAGCGCAGAAAACUCUUUCUUUCGAUCUUGGCUGUCUUCUUUGACUUUCCCCGAAAUUCCUAAUGGAACUGAAUAA